This is a messenger RNA of Formica exsecta, 1041 nucleotides long. RefSeq lists its product as uncharacterized. NCBI's taxonomy places the organism in Eukaryota, Metazoa, Arthropoda, Insecta, Hymenoptera, Formicidae. The record is from RefSeq and is a predicted model, not a curated record. The transcript has 3 exons. Bases 50 to 724 code for a protein of 224 amino acids.
GAGCAGUACCGGAUGAUCCAAGGCAAUCGGAUCAAAUUGCAAUUUAAAGAUGCAUCUGCAUCGUAGCGAAGCACAUCGGAUCGCGCUAAUUCUCAUAAUCACGUGUGGGAUCUCGUGGGCUAGCACGCAGUGCAAGACGAUCGUGAUGGAUGUACACAUGAAAAAAUGCAGGCUCGGUGCUAGAGGCAAGAGGGGUUUGGAGAAAUUCGAUCUCCUAAAGUACGACGAAAAAUACGAAUCAAAGAGACAAGAGCAUUCUGGCUACUAUCCCAGGGUAAAUGAUUCAGCGUCUCACGGCGUUCCGCAGAAAAGGCAGCUGUCAUCAGAACUAGUUGCCGGCGAUAUCGCCCCGCCAAUUGUGACGGCGGCUAUAAAUGGCGCUGCCAAAGCCAGAGCGCAUAUCGUAUCCGGGACAGGAUAUUACGAUCCCGGUCCAAGCCUGUUAAGACCUACUUUCGAUCGGUCAGGAUAUUAUUCCCCAGCGCCUUAUCCGCUCGGCAGGAAGAGUGUUACACCCUUCCGCGCCCCGGUCUUUAACGACGAUCUCGAUCUCAAUGACGAAGAAUUGGACGAAUUGUUUAAUGAUAUGUACGAAAGAUCACCGAGAGCUUCGAAAGAAGAGGCUUGGAAAGUUUUCUUAGAAACAGCAUCAAAAUGCUGCCAAAAUGUCGACAAGUGCCUUAAAGAAAUGCACAUACCUUGUUUGGCAAGUCAAAUGUCUUAAGAUUAAGAAUUGAUAACUUUCGAAAUUAGCGCUUCCUUAAAAUAGCAUAUACAUAUAAAUAAAAUUUUAUAAAAUUCAAUAUAUAUAUAUCAAAUUUAUUAUUUUAUAUUUGUCACAAUUACUAAAUUAGUUCUUCUUACUUCAAAAUCAGGUAUUCCACAAAAUAUAAAAACAAAUCGGUUAACUCGUAUAAAUGUUUAUUGGUCGCUAUUAUUAAUGCAGAUAUCAUUUGAAAUCUUCGGAUGGCGGAUAAGAUUCACGCGCUACUAUGCUAUGUGUACAAUGUAAUAAAAUUCCUAUCUACAACUAGUUCUGAA